AUGAAUGAUAAUAUUCAUUAUCACUCACCCCAACGAAACGUUAAUUAUCAACGACGAUCCGCUAGUGUUGGUGAAUCCUCACUUCCAAUGUGUCUAAAUGAUGAACUUGAAAUUUAUCGGGAGAAUCAAACUACAACCUAUAAUCCAAAUAUAAGACAAUCAGACGAAAAUGAUUAUAUUUGUGUUCCUUUACCACACAGUAACAAUCAAGCGACAGCAAAAACAUGCUGGCGUGCUCGUUCAGCAUUUGCUCCAUCACCAAAAUCUAAUUUUGGACCCAAAGGAACACUUAAAAAAGUACAAAAUAAUGAUCAACUUAUUGUUAUUCAAGAUCCAUCUAGCCAACGUCUACAUUGGAUUUCUCCACCAUAUAAUCUUCUUAUUAUUCGUAAACCAGGUCCACAAACAAUGCCAGAAUUUCGAGAAAUAAUUAUAAAACUACUUAAAGUAAACAUGACGAACAAAUAUCAGAAUUAA
This is a messenger RNA of Rotaria sp. Silwood1, 477 nucleotides long. The record is from the annotation of a GenBank genome assembly. Lineage: Eukaryota; Metazoa; Rotifera; Eurotatoria; Philodinida; Philodinidae.